Messenger RNA from Sparassis crispa, 1236 nucleotides. RefSeq lists its product as hypothetical. Gene Ontology annotation, cellular component: plasma membrane. The record is from RefSeq and is a predicted model, not a curated record. Gene Ontology annotation, molecular function: G protein-coupled receptor activity. NCBI's taxonomy places the organism in Eukaryota, Fungi, Basidiomycota, Agaricomycetes, Polyporales, Sparassidaceae. The transcript is spliced from 8 exons. Gene Ontology annotation, biological process: adenylate cyclase-activating G protein-coupled receptor signaling pathway. The coding region runs from base 1 to 1236 and encodes 411 amino acids.
AUGGCUCCCUUCAUUUCUGGUCGCGAUGUCCUUCCUGCGAUGAUCUAUGGGGCGUCUGAGCAUGCGGGCAUUUCUAGCUUGGUGGUUGCGGGUGGCAUUUCUGGCCUUGCGGUUCUCUUCACAUUUGUGGCUAUGGCCGUGCGCUCCCCGAAGUUCGGAAAUAUUCAUGUUAUCCCAUACUUCAUCUCGCUCUUGGUAGCGAACGUCGUCCAAGCCAUCGCCACCGCAUUGUCGGGAAAAUGGGUCAUAACAGGCACCGUGGAGGACAGCACCUACUGUUCGAUCCAAGGCGUGCUGAAAAAUGGCGGAAACUUUGGCAUGGCGCUCUGGUCAUUCGCGAUGUCCGUGCAUGUCUUCGUUCUGCUGUUUCUUCGGAAAGACAUGUCGAAUCGUCUCUGUGCACUCAGCUUGGUGGUGGGCUGGAUGCUCGUGGGCUUGGUGGUGGCAGUUGGUCCGCUGGGCAUCCAGACAGCUGAUAGAGGGCCAUACUUUGGGCCCUCUGGAUAUUGGUGUUGGAUAACUGUCAGCUAUCCCCGAGAACAGUUCUUCAUGGAAUAUUUCUAUGAAUUUCUCUCUGCCGGGUUGUCCUUCAUAUUAUACACCAUCGUUCUGCUCCGAGUCCGCGGCAAUCUCAUCGUAGUUGGCGGGAAAUGGUCGCUCCGAUUCGUUCCUCGCGGCGAGAGAUGGCAGCUGGCACUCAGACGUGACAAUACGGACUCAUCCAUGAUAAGGGUUGCUGCAAGGAUGGUCUGGCACCCUGUGGCGUACACGGUGCUUAUCCUUCCGGUCACCGUCUCACGUUUUGUCGCCUUCGGGGGCAGAGAGGUGCCGUUCUGGGCUACGAUCGUUUCGGACUUCAUUUUCAACCUGCAAGGCGUCGCGAACGUGAUUCUGCUCGUGAGCACGCGCCGCCUGAUCCCGGACACGACGCUCUUCCCAAUAUUCGUCGCACGCAAGGAGAUCGAUAUGGUCGUACCCACUGGGAUCACUCCCUUCCUCCUGUCGCGACCGGAAGAGAGCGAGAAACUCGCCGACCCAUCCGCAGCUCUUAGCGACACAGUGUUCGUCCCGCCGAGUCAGGACGAUGAGAAGCGUGUGGAUGACAUGUCCCCAACUCGCACCACAACUGAUCGGAUGAGCCAGGAAGGCGCCCUCGCCGCCUGCUCUGUCAACUCCCACACUCCAAUGCUGUAUGAUGAGGAGUCGCAGCGAGUCGAGUUUUCUCUUAGGAGAUAG